GCAUGCGCUAUAGGACUCUCAUUUGGCCUGUCUGUUGAAAUUGUAGUUAGUUGAGAAAAAAGUAAUCUUGUUCCAAAUUUUAUUCUUUCGGUAUAAGAUUUGUUGCUCUAACGGAAUCACCGCAAACUUCUCUUUAUAAUGUCAGCAACUCCUUGUUACUUUUCCAAUGCCCCAAACAACAAUGCCUGCGCAACGAAGAAGCAAAGGCUUCUGUGGCUGUUUUGGCAGCAAUGAACCUCCAGAAAUAACUUACCAUGUAGUAGAAAAUGGUGGCAUUAUUAACUUACAACCACAUCCUCUUACUCCUACACAGCCAAUGCCUGAAGAAGAAGAAUUGAAUUCAAAAUUUGCCGAGUUAGUGGAAGAACUCGACCUUACAGCACCCAAAAAAGAAGUUAUGUUUAAUCUACCACCAGAGAAAAAAUGGCAGCUUUAUUUAAGCAAAAAAAUGGAGCAAAAUGAACCCACUACCCAUUAUCCAGAUUAUUACAUAGAAAAAGUUACAUCAAUGGCCAAGUUAUUGUUUCCACGAGAAGAAGAUGAAAUAAUAGCCCGUGCAAAACUUUUAGACAACUUAAAAACUGCAUUAAGGACGCAACCAAAUAGCUUCGUGACGAGGUUUUUAGAACAAAAUGGAUUGUCUGGAAUAUUGAACUUUUUACUCAGUAUGGAUUACAAUACAGCAGAAAGUCCUAUUCACACCUCACUAAUAGGGUGUGUUAAAGCUCUCAUGAAUAAUUCAAAUGGUCGGGCUUAUGUACUUGCUCAUCCAACUGCCAUAAAUACUAUUGCUCAAAGUCUCAGUACUGAAAACAUGAAAACCAAAACUGCUGUUUUAGAAAUUUUAGGAGCUAUGUGCUUAGUUCCUGGUGGACAUAAAAAAGUUUUAGAGUCUAUGCUCCACUUUCAAAAGUUCGCUGCUGAAAGAACUCGUUUCCAGACUAUUGUAAAUGAUUUGGGACGAAAAACUAGUAUGUACCAUGAUGAGGUUAGCUUGAAAACAGCCAUCAUGUCUUUUAUUAAUGCAAUCAUCAAUUACGGACCAGGUGAAGAUCAUUUGGAAUUCCGGUUGCAUCUGCGAUACGAAUUUUUAAUGUUAGGAAUACAACCAAUUAUGGAGAGUCUCAAGCGUCAUGAAAAUGCAACCCUUGAUAGGCAUUUAGAUAUUUUUGAAAUGGUGCGAAAUGAAGAUGAGAAAGAAAUGGCUCGGAAAUUUGAAUGUGUUCAUAUUGAUACCAAGAGUGUUAAAAGCAUGUUAGAAUUGCUGAAAAAGAAAUUAUCUCAUACACCCGCUUAUCCUCAUUUGCUUUCAUUGUUGUAUCAUUGCAUUCAACUACCUUUGGAUUUCAGUGCCUGCCCUCAACAUUGGUUAUUAUUUGAUAGAAUUGUGCAACAAAUUAUACUUCAAGGAGAAAAUGGAGAAAAUCCAGAUGUUUCACCUAUUAACAUCAAUGUCCGAGAAAUAGUUCACUUGUUAGCAACUGAAGAAGAAGUAAAGCUAGCUAACGGUAAAGCUGAAACCUUAGAACAAGAAAAUAUUGAAUUAUCUAAUCAAUUAUCCAAAAAAGAACAAGAACUGGAGCAAUCUUCACAAGAAAAAGAGGAUCUACAGUCAUCUUUAAAUAAAAUGAAAAUGAAGCUCGAAAAAGAGACUGUGGGACACUUAGAGGCCAAACAAAAAAUUUCAGAAUUAGAAUAUCGAAUGAAUGAGUUGAAUCUAGUGCUUGAGAUGGAAAAACAACAAAGGACUCAAGUGGAAAAUUUGGCUAAAGCUGGAUGCUUAUCUGAUGAUGCUAAAGCUGGAAUAACCCCAGCACCUGGAAUAGUACCAUGUCCUCCACCACCACCUCCACAUGCGUUACCCCCAAAUCCCCCUCCAGCACCACCUGGACCUCCACCACCACCUCCACUUCGUAUUGGUUCAUUAAAUGACAAACCUUUAAAUUUGUCAAGAGUGAUGUCUAAAAAUAUUCCUCAACCAUCAAAUCCAUUGAAAUCUUUUAAUUGGUGUAAACUACCAGAAAGCAAGUUGGAGGGAACAGUUUGGGAAGAACUUGAUGACACAAAACUGUACAAAGAUAUUGAUUUGCAAGAAUUUGAUAAGACAUUUUCUGCUUAUCAAAAACAACAGUGCAUUGGUUCAGUUGAAGAAGAUAUACCAGCAGUGGUGACUAAAGCCAAAUCAAGAGAACUCUCUGUCAUUGAUGGUAGGCGUGCUCAAAAUUGUACAAUAUUGUUAUCAAAAUUAAGACUCUCAAAUGAAGAAAUUUGUAGAACAAUUCUAAGUAUGGAUAAUAAGGAACAGUUACCAAAAGAUAUGGUUGAGCAGCUUUUGAAGUUUAUGCCUAGUCAUGAGGAAAAAGUCCUUUUGGAAGAACAUAGCAUGGAAAUUGAUAAUAUGGCUAGAGCUGAUAGAUUUUUAUUUGAAAUAAGCAAAAUUGUUCAUUAUGAACAAAGAAUUCGAACUUUAUUCUAUAAAAAAAAAUUUCAAGAAAGAGUGAGCGACUCAAAACCAAAAAUAGAAGCUGUUUCUGAGGCAUCCAAAGAGCUUCAGAGAAGCAAACGACUAAAAAGACUUCUUGAAUUAAUUCUGGCAUUUGGAAACUACAUGAAUCGUGGUGCACGAGGAAAUGCUUCUGGUUUCCAUUUAUCUAGCUUAAACAGAAUUGCUGAUACAAAAUCAAGCAUAAACCGGAAUAUGACUUUACUACAUUAUAUUAUUGAUACUUUAGAGAAAAAAUUUAAAGACGUUUUAAAAAUUGAAGAAGAUAUUCAUCAUGUUAGACUGGCAGCAAAAGUCAACCUCAAUGAGCUCACAAAAGAAAUACAGAGCCUGAAAUUUGGGUUGCAGGAAGUGCAAAAGGAACUUGAGUUUCACCGUUCUCAGCCCCCUCAACAUGGUGAUAAAUUUGUCCCAGUUAUGAAGGAAUUCAUUACAACCGCAACAUAUAGAAUAUCUGAAUUAGAAGAUGCUUUUCAAGAAAUGAAACAAAGGUAUGAUCAAGUUGUGAAGCAUUUUGGUGAAGAUCCAUCUCACAUGCAACCUGAUGAAUUCUUUGCUAUCUUCGAUAUUUUUCUAACUUCAUUUAAUGAAGCUCGUCAAGACAAUGAAGCAUUUCGUCGCAAACGAGAAGACGAAGUAAAAAGAGCAAAACAAGACACUGAGCGUAAAAUCCAUUCUGAUAGAUCAAAUAAAGAAAAUGGAUCCAAAGGAUCAUCAGGAGUUCGAAAUGGCAGUAUUAAUGGAAUAAAAGCAAUUAAAGCUGGCUCUGAAAAAGGAGAAUUUGAUGAUUUAAUAUCAGCUCUCAGAACUGGUGAUGUAUUUGGGGAAGAUUUUACAAAAAGCCGGAGAAACCGAAGGAAAGGAAGUCAAACAAUGCUAGUACAUCAUUCAAGUAAUUCUACUGGUGAUAACUUGCAGUGGAGAAGCAUGCAAAGAGAGUCUAGUAGAGAUCGAGUUGUUAGUCAGAAACUCAAAGUUUAAAUUAUUUCCUUUUUCAUAAGAAUUUUUUAUUGCAGUAAAUCUUGCAUAUAAAUUGUGAUGUAAACAACAAUGUUUCAUUUUUUUAAGAACGAAGAAUUAAAUAAUUGUGAAUAUGAAAGAUUAACUGAAUGUAUUGUAAAUUAUUAUCAAGAAUGUUAAAUUAUUGGGUGCUAUAUACCUCAAAUUUUCUAGUCAGAUGUUGUGAAUCAUCCCAUUAUUAAAUGAGUUUUUAAUUACUAAAAGUGAUCUAGAUACCAAUCCUUUUUUUGUAAUUUGCAGUUCAUAUACCACUAAUUCAUGAAGACAUUUAAAAAAAAUUAUAAUGUAAUCCUUUUUUCAAAACUGCCUUUCACUUUAAUCAUAAUGGUGUUUCUUUUUCUUUUUUAAAUCAAAAGCAGGUACUAGGAACACAGCUAGAAACAAGAACAGCGCUAGGUACUAAGAUUAAGAAAAGGGUAAAAAAAUUAAGAAUUCUUACGUUACAAAAUAAAACUUUGUUUAACAAUUACUCAAAAUAUAGUUUUACUUUGUUAUUAAAACACUUUUUUGUACUGUUUGUGUAUAGAAUAUAUUAUUCCUUUUAAUUCUUUUUGACCAGAAAUAUGAGUAUCCAAAUUUACAAUUGGGAUUAACUGCUAAUUUGACUUAUUUUAUGUUUUGCUGUCUAAAUUUUGACGAAAAUGGAAAUGUUUAUUUUCAAAAAGAAUCAUUAUUAUACACACUAGCUCCAAAAAGAUAUGAGUAUGUAAUUUCACGAAUUUUCUGAAAUCAGAUCAUUCAUAAUAAAAAGCUACAAUGCAGGAUAUAAAAUAGUGUAACAUGCAGUAAAACAGCACAAUAAUAAUCAAAGUAAUAAAACAAAAAUAAAUUUAGAUGGAAUUCUGCAAAAUUAUGAACCCAAUCCCUCAGCUAAGUGCCUAAUCAAUUUAAAUUGCUUGCAAUAAAAACAAAGUCAUUUUAUUCAUUUUUUUAGAAACAUUAUAAAAAAUGAUUUAAGCUAUGCAUUAAAUCAUUUUAUGAAACAUAUGA
Molecule: messenger RNA, 4513 nt
Organism: Parasteatoda tepidariorum (common house spider)
Lineage: Eukaryota; Metazoa; Arthropoda; Arachnida; Araneae; Theridiidae
Gene: DAAM
Product: disheveled-associated activator of morphogenesis-like protein
Biological process (GO): actin cytoskeleton organization; positive regulation of actin filament polymerization
Molecular function (GO): actin binding; small GTPase binding
Source: RefSeq, a predicted model, not a curated record